GCAAGUUAAAUCCAACUGCUUAAGCUUUCUCCCUCGGAGGCUCCCAUCUUCAUUUCUCUCUAUCUCUCUGCAGUCUCCGGCGGAUUCUUCUCCGAGAAUCUCUGCACCUCCUUUUUGUCUCUCCGGCGGAUUCUUCUUCCCGAACCGCCCAUACAGCUGCCUAUAUACUUAGCUUGCUCAGAAAGUUUCCUAGGCGGCGGCGGCUGUCUGUAGGAACCAAAGCGCUUGACAGAUGCAGUCAAUCGCGGUCUCGGUUCGUCUUAGCUGUCGAGUGUGAUGACUGCACUCUUCAGUCAAUGGCCGUCUACGUGCUCCAUUUGAGUCUGCUGUCGUUGGUGCUGCUGCUCGCAAACCCUAGUGGCGGUAGCGGCGAGAAGGGCUCUCUUUUUGCUGCUCCGGUUGAGGAAUUCGACUCAGAUUCUGGCUCCGAUUUGUAUCUCUUCCACCAGGACUACUCCCCACCUGCCCCGCCUCCUCCACCUCCCCACCCGCCGUCUGUUUCCUGUGAGGCUGAUCUGGGGGGCGUGGGCUCGUUGGAUACCACUUGUAAGAUAGUGUCUGAUUUGAAUAUUACAAAGAGUGUGUAUAUAGAAGGGAAGGGCGACUUUUCCAUCCUUUCUGGUGUCACAGUCAAUUGCACCUUUGCGGGCUGUGAAAUUGUGAUUAAUGUAACUGGGAGUUUUAACAUUGGUGAGAAUUCCACUAUACUUGCCGGAACAUUUCAGCUUGUUGCUAACAAUGCUACUUUUGGAAAUGGGUCUGCUGUAAACACUACUGGGUUAGCCGGUUCGGCUCCCGAACAGACAAGUGGGACCCCUCAAGGUUUGGAUGGUGGAGGGGGAGGUUAUGGAGGGAGAGGUGCAUGCUGCCUGACGGACACAACAAAACUGCAGGAGGAUGUCUGGGGUGGGGAUGCGUAUGGGUGGUCAACGAUGCAGGUGCCAUAUAGUUAUGGAAGUAAAGGUGGAACAAGCAGCAGAGAUCUGGACUAUGGUGGAGGAGGGGGUGGAAGGAUAAUGUUGCUGGUGGACAGAUUAUUGGAAGUGAAUGGCAUGUUGUUGGCUGAUGGUGGGGAUGGAGGUACCAAAGGCGGAGGUGGGUCUGGAGGCAGCAUCUACAUCACAGCUUAUAGGAUGACUGGAACUGGUGAAAUAAGCGCCUGCGGUGGUGAUGGUUUUGCAGGUGGUGGUGGUGGAAGAGUUUCUGUGGAUAUUUUUAGCAGACAUGAAGAUCCAAAAAUCUUUGUGUAUGGUGGAAGUAGCCGUGGCUGCUCUGAAAAUGCUGGUGCUGCGGGAACCUUUUAUGAUAAUGUUCCACGGACUCUUACCGUAAACAACAACAACAAAUCAACAGAUACAGACACACUUCUCAUGGAUUUUCCUCAGCCACUUUGGACUAAUGUUUAUAUUGGUAACCAUGCAAAGGUUACUCUUCCUUUGUUAUGGAGUCGUGUUCAGGUCCAGGGUCAAAUUAGCCUCUUGUACUAUGCAUCAUUGAGCUUUGGGCUUGCAAAGUAUUCAAUGUCAGAGUUUGAACUGUUGGCAGAAGAACUGUUGAUGAGCGACUCUGUUAUUAAGGUUUAUGGAGCUUUACGCAUGUCAGUUAAGAUGUUUCUGAUGUGGAAUUCACAAGUGCUUAUUGAUGGCGGUGGAGAUGCCAAUGUUGAAACAUCAAUGCUCGAGGCUAGUAACCUAGUUGUUCUUAAGGAAUCAUCCUUAAUUCAUUCUAAUGCAAAUCUUGGUGUUCAUGGGCAAGGUUUACUGAAUCUAUCUGGAGCUGGGGAUUGUAUCGAAGCUAACCACUUGGUCUUAUCAUUGUUUUACAGCAUUCAUGUUGGACCAGAAUCAGUAUUGAGGGGCCCCUUACGAAAUGCCACAGCUAAUGCUUUGGCACCAAAGUUGAACUGCAAUACUGAUGAUUGCCCUGUUGAAUUGCUUCACCCCCCUGAAGACUGCAAUGUCAACUCUUCACUGUCCUUCACUUUGCAGGUCUGCCGAGUUGAGGAUAUCCUUGUUGAAGGGCUGAUAGAAGGAUCUGUGCUUCAUUUUCAUAGAGCAAGAACCGUCACUGUGAAGGCUAAUGGGAAUAUUAGCACAUCCGGAAUGGGCUGUGCUGGUGGCUUGGGACAGGGACAAGUCCUAAGCAACGGUCUUUCUGGUGGUGCUGGUCAUGGUGGCAGAGGUGGUAAUAGAUGCUUCAAUGGCAGCUGUGCAGAGGGAGGGAUAUCAUAUGGGAACCCAUAUUUGCCAUGUGAACUUGGUAGUGGAAGUGGAAAUGGCAGCUUAGUUGGGUCAACUUUUGGUGGUGGUAUUUUGGAAAGUCUGAAAACUGUCGAUUCCUGAUUGUCUCAUUUCUUUAAAAUGAGAAUUUGAACUAUUCACUCCCGGAAAUUGGAGGUGCACGAACCUGGGAAUUCUGUGGA
Messenger RNA from Cuscuta campestris, 2422 nucleotides. Lineage: Eukaryota; Viridiplantae; Streptophyta; Magnoliopsida; Solanales; Convolvulaceae. The record is from the annotation of a GenBank genome assembly.